GGUGGCCAUAUUCAAAUUCAACGCCGAUUCUAAUUUCUCAGCGAUUCUACGUUGCAAGAUGGCGAACGUUUACACGUUGAAACCUUUACGUUAAUACCUUGGUUAAUACCUGACUAGAAGAAAAUGUGGUUCCGUCAGUAGUGGUAUUUGUGUAUUAUUUUCUUUGUAAACAUUACACGUCAAGAUGCCAAAAGUAAAAACAGACAAGAAAAGGGAAAAUCUUACAGUUGCCAAACAAGGCAUUCUGUUCAACAAGAACUUUGGCCAGCACAUAUUGAAAAACCCACUCAUUAUACAAGCAAUGGUUGAGAAAUCUGCACUCAGGCCAACAGAUGUUGCUUUGGAAGUUGGUCCCGGAACUGGAAACAUGACAGUCAAACUGCUGGAGAAAGUGAAGAAAGUCAUCGCGUGUGAAAUUGAUCCAAGGCUGGUGGCGGAGCUGCAGAAGCGCGUCCAAGGCACGCACCUGCAGUCGAGGCUGCAGAUAAUGAUCGGGGACGUGCUCAAGUCGGACCUGCCCUUCUUCGACGUGUGCGUGGCCAACAUCCCGUACCAGAUCUCGUCCCCGCUGGUAUUCAAGCUGCUGCUGCACCGGCCGUUCUUCCGCUGCGCGGUGAUCAUGUUCCAGCGCGAGUUCGCGCAGCGGCUGGUGGCCAAGCCGGGCGACAAGCUGUACUGCCGGCUGUCCGUCAACACCCAGCUGCUGGCCCGCGUCGACCUCCUCAUGAAGGUUGGCAAGAACAACUUCCGACCACCUCCAAAGGUGGAAUCCAGCGUGGUGCGCAUCGAGCCGCGCAAUCCGCCGCCGCCCGUCAACUUCACAGAGUGGGACGGCCUGACGCGCAUCGCGUUCAACCGCAAGAACAAGACCCUGAGCGCCGUGUUCAAGCAGUCGCUGGUGGUGACGGCGCUCGCCAACAGUCACCGCAUAUACUGCUCCAUGAAGAACAUUCCCAUUCCUGAGGAUUUUGACAUGAAACAGAAGAUUGAAGAUGUUUUGAAAACUGGCGACUGGGAAACAAAGCGGGCCCGAACAUUGGAUAUCGACGACUUCAUGAUGCUACUUACAGCAUUCAACAAAGAGAACAUUCAUUUCUCGUGAAAUUCCUUAAUGGAAAAACAGCAGGUGUAAAAAUUCCUCUGCUGAUUUAAUGAAAGAUCAGAUACAUUUGUUGUUUAAUUCUUUUAUAUUAAAACUACAAAUGCAUCUCAAACAUUACAGCAUAUUUUUAUGUCGACACAUGAAUAAUAUGAUAUAGUUGUCAGAUGAGUCAAUUUGUUUUGUAAAUAAAAUAUAAAACAAUGGUUUACUAAA
Bacillus rossius redtenbacheri is the source of this 1315-nucleotide messenger RNA. RefSeq names its product probable dimethyladenosine transferase. Gene Ontology annotation, cellular component: nucleolus. Gene Ontology annotation, molecular function: rRNA (adenine-N6,N6-)-dimethyltransferase activity. NCBI's taxonomy places the organism in Eukaryota, Metazoa, Arthropoda, Insecta, Phasmatodea, Bacillidae. Bases 185 to 1102 code for a protein of 305 amino acids. The transcript has 6 exons. Gene Ontology annotation, biological process: rRNA methylation. The record is from RefSeq and is a predicted model, not a curated record.